Anopheles moucheti is the source of this 8110-nucleotide messenger RNA. RefSeq names its product triple functional domain protein (gene trio). Lineage: Eukaryota; Metazoa; Arthropoda; Insecta; Diptera; Culicidae. Gene Ontology annotation, molecular function: guanyl-nucleotide exchange factor activity; protein binding. The coding region runs from base 1 to 6882 and encodes 2293 amino acids. Gene Ontology annotation, biological process: intracellular signal transduction; axon guidance. The record is from RefSeq and is a predicted model, not a curated record. The transcript is spliced from 16 exons. Gene Ontology annotation, cellular component: cytoplasm.
AUGGACGGUGUACGCGCGCUGGACAUAUUGCCGCUGCUGAAUGAACGGUUCGCGCUGCUGUCCGGCGGUCGGGACAAUCGGGGUGGCCCGAUCAUCUGCUUCCCGGCCACGACAAAGCGCGAACGGAUCAAACCGGAAGACAUCAAGCGGGUCGUGAGCUACUUCAUCAACAUACCGAGCGAUGAAAGCAAAAGUCACGGUUUUACCAUCAUCGUGGAUAUGCGGGGCAAUGGCAAUACGGCGGCAAGCGCCAAGAUGAUACUGAAGGUGCUGCAGGAGAACUUUGGCACCGACGUCAUACACCAGGCGGUCAUCAUCAAGCCGGACAACUUCUGGCACAAGCAGCGCUCGUCGAUCGCGAGCAACAAGUACAAGUUCGAGACGACGACCAUUUCGAUACAGUCGCUCGGCAAGCUGGUCGAACCGUCCCAGCUGACGUCGGACUUUGAAGGUUUCCUGCACUACGAUCACGCGGUAUGGAUCGAUCUGCGCGUCGCGUUCGAAGACUUUCUGUGGCAGGCGAGCGACAUACUCGACCGGAUCGAUGAUCUGCAGGAGGAUCUAACGCACUCGGAGUGUCCGGAGGAUGUGAACGGUGCGAAGCACAGCAUCGAUGCGCAUAACGAGAUGAAGCGAAAGAUAUUGAAGCUCCCGAUCGAGGACCUCGACCUGCAGGGGCAGAAGCUGCUCGGCAAGCUGACGACCUACUCCAACCGGAACGAUGACGGAUGCCAUUCGGCACCAUUGCCCACCAACUGCAUCAAUCCGGAUGUCACAUCUGCAAUGAAUCAGGUACUUCAACAGCUUGAAACGACGCGAAACGCUCAACAGCAGCUCCUGAACUUGUGGCAGCAUCGCAAAACGAAGCUUGACCAGUGCUUCCAGCUCCGGCUGUUCGAGCAGGACUGUGAGAAAAUGUUCGAUUGGAUCCUGCACAACCGGGACGUGUUUCAGGAGACGUACGUCGAGAUCGGGCACAACUACGCGAUUGCCAAAAAUCUGCAGGAAGAGCACCAGCGCUUUGCCAUAACGUCCCGCAACGUGUGUGUUAACAUUAACCGAAUACUAGCGGUUGCCGCCCGGCUGUACGAGGGCAAUCACUACGCCGCCGCCCAUAUACGCACGCUGGCGGCACGGUUGGACAAGACGUGGAAAGAUUUCGUCACCACGCUGGACGAACGGACGGCUGUGUUGACGCUAUCCGUCGUGUUCCACCACAAGGCGGAACAGUACACGGAGAGCGUCAGUAGUUGGGCGGCAGCCUGUGAGGCAACGAUCCCGACACCGACCAACGUGGAAAGCCUGGAAACGGCGAUCGGUACCCACCAGUCGCUGUACGAAGCGAUGUGCCAGGCGUACACGGAGGUGCACUCGACGAGCAAGAAGCUGCUGUAUCAGCUCGACCAUCUGGUGCAGGUUUGCAAUCAGCCACCGAUAGUAAACACGAGGAAAAAUGACAACUCUCAUUUUAACGGUGGCAAUCCGGCGGCGGAUUAUAGCGAAGGUGCGUCGCACGUACUAGCAGUGAUACAUCAAAUACUCGGACACCACCGAGCGCUCGAAAGCAAGUGGCACGCGGGUAAACUACGGCUACAUCAGAAACUCGCGUUACGAUUAUUCCAGGAGGACGUAAAGCAGGUACUGGACUGGCUACAGAAUCACGGUGAUGUGUUUUUGCGAAAGAAUAGAGGCAUCGGCAAGAGCCUGCAGAAAGCGCGCAUUUACCAGACGAGCCACGAACACUUUGAAAAUGUCGCUCAAAACACCUACCGAAACGCUGAGAAGCUGCUGGCUGCAGCGGAGGAGCUCGCACGUUCGGGCGAAGUGUCACCUCAGGAAAUAUUUUCCGUAGCACAGGAGCUCGAAACAAACGUGGCUUCGUUUGCGGAACGGGUGGAGAAGCGGCGAAGGCGACUCGAUCUCGCGGUGGUAUUCUACUCGAACGAGAAGGAAAUAUCCGCCUGGCAGGAACAGUUGCACGCGGAAGUGACGAACGAGGAAUCGCUUGAGCUGGCGAAUGAACAUCUGGAGGGCACGGAGCGUAUGCUGGAGCAAUGCAAAGAGCAGGAAGAAAACACGCUCAAAACGUGCAUGCAAGCGAUCGCGCAAGGCGAAGCACUGCUGCAGGAGCUGCGUGCGAUCGAGGAAGAAGAUAGCUCAGGUUCGCUAACGGCCGUGCAGAAUGCGCUUGAUCGCAUCCAAAAAAAUCGUUUAGAUCUCGAAGGCCUCUGGCAGACGCGUCGGAUGAAGAUCGAUUUGUACUUGCGGUUGCGUAUCUUCGAGCGAGAUGCGCUAGAAGUGUCGUCCCAGCUUGAGAUGUGGUCGGAAGAGUUGCAGCAUACCGAAGUGUCGCGUGAUUUCCAGAAGACGGAACAGUUUCUUCGGUUGCACAACGAAUCGGUCAAUCAGAUGCAAACGACGACCUAUCAGGUGAUCAACCAGGGACACGAGCUGAUGCAGCUGUUCGAAUCAUCCGGCCUGCUGAUCAUGGCAGACGCCAACCACACGGCCCAGACACGGGUGCAGUGUUUGUUGGAAUUUUUGCACGAUCGCGAACUCGAUCUGGAAGAUAUGGCGGAGGCGAAACGCAUCAAGCUGGAACAAUCGAUGCAGCUGUGCCACUUUCAGAACGACGCCAACCAAGUGAUCUCGUGGAUCCGCAAUGGUGAAGCAAUGCUAAUGGCGAACUUUUCGAUACCGAACAACUUCCUCGAGGCGGAACAGCUAAGGAAAGAGCAUGAACAGUUCCAGGUUGCGAUCGAGCGUACGCACACGUCUGCUGUACAGGUGAAGUACCGUGCCGAUGCGCUUAUGAACGCUAACCACUACGAUCCGCAGAGCAUCAAAGACAUUGCGGAAGAUGUGACGAAGAAAUGGCAGAAGCUGGUGACGUGUGCCGAGGAGCGUCACAAACUGGUGACGGCUUCGCAGAACUUUUUCAAAACAGCUGAACAGGUGUGCAGCGUACUCGACAGUCUGGAGAAAGAGUACCGGCGGGAGGAGGACUGGUGUGGUGGCGGUGGUUCGACUGAUAAGGGCCAACAGAUUGUGCAGCUGAUCUCGAAACAUCAGGAACAGAAGGAAGCAUUCCUGAAGGCAUGUACGCUGGCGCGUCGUACUGCGGAAACGUUCCUGAAGUAUGCGAAUCGUUCGCUGCAGUUCUAUCACGUCAACUCAACGACCGUUAACAGUGAGUCGCGUGUGAAAUCGAUUCUGGAGAAGCUGCUGGCACAGGAAACGCAAGUGCUCGAGUAUUGGACGCAGCGUAAGAAGCGGCUCGACCAGUGUCAACAGUUUGUGCUUUUCGAACGGUCUGCCAAACAGGCAAUCGAGUGGAUACACGACACCGGCGAGGCGUACCUGUCGUCGCGCAAAAAUAAACUUUGCUCGAGCCGUGAAGAAUCGGAGCUGCUGCUGCGCGAACACAAUGAGUUCAAGAGCACGGCAAAAGAAACGCGUGAGCGGGUGAAGUUGCUAAUUCAGCUGGCGGAUACGCUAGUGGAGAAGGGGCAUGCACAUGCCAGCUCGAUCAAACAAUGGGUUGCAACGGUCGAUUAUCGGUACAAGGACUUUAGCCAGCGGAUGGAACUCUACCGAUCGAAUCUAGAAAAAUCUCUAGGCCUACCUGGUAUCAUACAGCAACAGGAUGACAAUAACCUUAGCAGUAGCAAUAGCAGUAAUAAUAGUAGUAACAGUAAGUAUCGGCAUUCGGAUCCAUCGUUGGAAACUAAGCUGAACGCCGCGGCAGCUGGCCCCGGAGCGGUAGGAGCGGUGCAGAAGGAAAUAAAUGAAGAGAAGCGCAAAUCGGCACGUAAGAAGGAAUUCAUCAUGGCGGAACUGUUGCAAACCGAACGAACCUACGUGAAGGAUCUGGAAACGUGCAUUAACGUGUUUCUGCGCGAACUAAAAAGCGGCCAGCAGGUGCCCCCCAACUUGCUCGGCAAGGAGCACAUCCUGUUCGCGAACAUCGAGGAUAUCUUUCAGUUUCAUGAAAAAAUCUUCCUGCGCGAGCUGGAAAAGUACGAAACAAUGCCCGAGGACGUCGGGCAUUGCUUUGUGACGUGGGCCACAAAGUUCGACAUGUACGUGCACUACUGUCAGAACAAACCGCAGUCGAUGGAUUACAUGGUGCAGCACGGUGGUACGUACUUCGAGGAAGUGCAGCGGAAACACAAGCUCGAACAUUCGCUACCGGCGUACCUGAUCAAGCCGGUGCAACGCAUCACCAAGUACCAGCUGUUGCUCAAGGACUUGCAGUCCUGCUGUGACGAGGGCCUGGGUGAAAUCAAAGAUGGGCUGGAGGUGAUGUUGAACGUGCCGAAGAAAGCGAACGAUGUAAUGCACCUGUCGCUGCUGGAGCAGUGCGACAUGCCGAUCCAGAAUUUGGGCGAUGUGGUGCUGCAGGACUCGUUCCUCGUGUGGGACACCAAGCAAAUAUUGAUCAAGAAGGGGCGCGAGCGACACGUGUUUCUGUUCGAACUGUACAUUCUCUUCUCGAAGGAGGUCAAAGACACCAAUGGUACUGUGAAGUACAUCUAUAAAAACAAAUUGCUAACAUCUGAUUUCGGCGUAACGGAGCACAUCGAAGGGGAUGAGUGCAAAUUUGCCAUCUGGACCGGGCGUGCUCCAAUUCUGUCCGACUAUCGCAUCGUGCUGAAGGCAAACAGUCUCGAAACGAAGCAGCUGUGGGUGAAGCGAAUGCGCGAGGUCAUGCAGGAGACGUACUUCUCGGGCACUUCGUUCUCGCUGCUCAAAUCACCGGCCAAGGUCAGCGGCAAAAACCUGGGCCAACGGCUAUCGAAGGACAUAGAUGAUACGCUGAACGAUAACGACCAGGACGGAAGCUCCCUGGCAAGCUUCGGUUCCGGCAACACGACCGACAGUGAGAAGGUAGCGGGUAACGCGGAGAUGACAUGGGUCAUAGCGGACCAUACGGCAACACCGGGCUCGUCCGAGCUGAGCGUCAGCAAAGGUCAGCAGGUCGAAAUUGUCGACAUGCACUGUUCGGGCGCACCCGAUUUCUGCCUGGUGCGUCUGUCGAUCAAUGCGUCCGACAGCCAGGAGGGACUGGUACCGGUGACCGUCCUCAAACCGUUGCCAUCCUCCCAUAGCAAAUUGAACAAUAAACAGCGCGACACGGACACCCUGGGAGAAGUGCCGCAGGAAAAUGAUUGCAUACUACCGAACCAGCAUACGUCGCCCGUCAACAAACGGAAAGGCUUCAGCGGGAAAAAAUGGCUACCGACGCAGUUCCGCAAACUCUCGCACGGCAAAUCGGAUAAGCUACCUCCGGUGGAGAAGUCUCUCAUCAGCAAGAAGGGCUCCGAUAAGAAGGUUAAGCCUAAUCAACAGGAAAAGCCACCGGAAGAGCAGGAAUCGUCGACGGUCGCUUCGGUGCAACUGGAGGCUGAAGAUGAGGAAGCCACAGCGAUUGAACUUCCGCCUCCGAUGAAACCGAUUCAGGAUACCGCAUCCGCCUUAAGCGGCGCUACCGUUGCGCCCUCAUCAUCCGAGGAUGCGACCGGUACCGCAAACAAGAUCACGAAGGCACUAUCGCUGAAAUCCCUGGAAGAACCGUCCAGUGCGCAGCCACCGGCGGACCUGGCCGAGAUCGAGCAGUUCGUGAAGCAGAAGGUGGAGAGUUUGAAGUAUCUGGAAAAUGACGGUACCAACAGCAGCAGCAGCUCGGCGAUGGCGAUAGGGCUCGUCGGUGGUGAUGGAAGCAGCAGCUCGUCGACGACGAUGGCCCUGAACGGUGGGCACACGAUCGCGAAACCUGCCAUUUCGCCACAGUUCUCCGAGAAUGAAGCGGCGGAUGAGAAUCUAACCGAGGAGCAGGGUAUCGAAGAUAUACUGCGCAAGCGGAACUAUGCGCUACGGGAACUUAUCACCACCGAAGAAGCGUACGUGAAUGAUCUUCAUCAGAUCGUCAAUGGAUACAUUGCGGAAAUUCGAAACCCCUCCAGCACGGUACCGAUCCCGGAGGACCUGAAGGGUGGCAAGGAACGGAUGGUGUUUGGAAACGUUGAAGCAAUAUACGAGUGGCACAGAGAUCAUUUCCUCAAAUCAUUGCAAAAGUGUCUACAGAACCCGUACGAACUCGGUCCACUUAUUAAACGUAGCGAGCGAAAGCUGCACAUGUACGUCGUCUACUGUCAAAACAAACCUGUCUCGGAGCACAUUGUGCAGGAGCAUAUGAGUUACUUCGAUGAAUUACGCUUAAAAUUAAAGUAUAAACUAUGUUUAGGAGAUAUGCUCAUCAAACCAGUCCAAAGAAUAAUGAAGUACGAGUUACUGUUGAAAGAUAUCCUGAAGCAUACUCUGCGGGCCGGUCUCACUGAGGAGGUACCAGGAUUGAAGGAAGCGAUGCAUAUAAUGCAAGUAGUUCCUAAGGCUGCCAACGAUAUGAUGGACGUUGGUCGGUUACAAAAGUUUGAGGGUAAAAUAACGACACAGGGCAAACUGCUGCUGCAUGGCCCGCUGUAUUGUGUCGAGGGUGCCUCGAGUAGUGAUAAGAACUCGUACAACUCCCAGAAACCGAAGGAACUGCACGUGUUUCUGUUCGAGCAGAACAUAAUUUUUGCUGAAAUUGUCGGCAAGAAAACACAAUUCACCAGUCCAAACUACAUCUACAAGGCGCACAUACAGGUGAACAAGAUGACACUACAGGAUCUGUCCGAUCAGACAAAUGGCAACCGGUUCUCGCUUUGCUCAAUCGACCCACAACGUUCCAGUCUUAGCUAUAUCUGCACCGCCCCGACACCGGAGCUGCACAACGAGUGGCUCAACACGAUACACGAGAUACUGAAAACGCAGAACGAUUUCCUAAAAGCGCUCGUAAGUCCGAUCGCUUAUCAAAAGGAACUGACGAAGGAUUCUUAAGGACGCAACAAACCACACGCGUCUGCGGUGGUAUGGUAGGCACAUGUUUUACCACUUUGUUUACGUCCAACGGAGUUGCAUACUGUACGGUUCUGUACCAGGUACAAUGCCGUUUUCAUUUUACUGCGAUUCGGAAAUCGAACAUUAGUGAAAAACACUCCUGGAUCAUUACGAGUAUUAUUUAUUUUACUGCAUUUGUGCAUUCGUUUGCACGGAUGAGGAUCACACGGCGGCAGCAUUUUGUAUUUUUUUGCAAAAAGUAAAAAAACAAAUCUAUUGAAUUAUUUAUACACGCGAAGUCACACAUCACGCCACGGGAUAACAGCAGAAGCUAAUAAUGCAGCAAAUUGAAUUUGCCUAGGAACAGGUGCAUCACACGUUAAGCUAAGGCAGGAAAACAAACUAUUCAAAAGUAUCACGGUAUAGAAUAUAAAAACCAACCUCGGUCGGUAUAGUUCACCGAAAUCCAAUUUGCUAAGAACAAAUACAUGCGAGAAUCCAUCGGACCGAACAAAUUCAUGGUUUUCGUUCAGCAACAAACUGUGCUGGACGUUCCUCGUGAAAAGUGAUGGAAUAAAGCAAACUACUCUAAACAAACGUGCACGUUCAUCUUUCGCGCUUGGUGCCACACCGAAACUCAACAAACAAACACACGAAUCAAAUGAAUAGAGAUUGGCUAAUGUGCUAUGUUAACAAACAGAUACCAAUACCAAACUUACUCGUUAAAUUCAGCGAAUGAAUGCGAUUAUGAUAGACAAAUGGACGCAAAGAGGAACGCAAAGUGACGCGUUAGCCGCACUGGCACAAUAUUAUAUCCUUAGCGCAUUGGUCACCAAUAGUAAAACAAAGAAUAUCAAGCAGAAUGCAACAAACAGACAACUUAUUCGUGAGAACAAAAAGGGAUGAGAACGCAGAUGAGAAGCGAAUCGAGUUCGAGCAAUCGGAGCAGCAUUAAAGUAACAACACAGUAAUAUUAGAAUAGCAAAAAAAUAUCGAUUACUUACAAAAAAAGAUACAAAACAAACAAAGCAAAGUAUAUAUUUUAUGAAUAUGAUUAUUAAAAGAAUAUCCCACAUUGAGAGGAGGAUAACAAAUGGCAAAUCAAUCGCAAACCAGUAGUAAAGCGAAAACAAGAAACAAAAUGAGAACAACAAAAAAAACGGAAGGAAGCAAUGUAACAUCACAGUUAGAAGGAACAAAGUGACAAAGCUGAUCGAAAAAGGAAGAA